This is a messenger RNA of Talaromyces proteolyticus, 2751 nucleotides long. RefSeq lists its product as uncharacterized. The record is from RefSeq and is a predicted model, not a curated record. Bases 1 to 2751 code for a protein of 916 amino acids. NCBI's taxonomy places the organism in Eukaryota, Fungi, Ascomycota, Eurotiomycetes, Eurotiales, Trichocomaceae. The transcript has 2 exons.
AUGGAUCUUCCGCCGCCCUCGGUCCUGGCCCAAUUGCCUCGUCCUCUCCAAGUGUCUACUGGGAAGACCCAGGUUGGCGAAGUUUUCAGUCUUGCGGAUUCAAAGAAAAGAAAGCGGUACGAGGUUGCCGUGGCCGUUGAUGGGGAAGGUCUCAAUAUAUAUAAUGUCCAAUCCCCCAAACUUAUCACCUCACACGCUGUUCCUCCCCAGUCUGUCUUUUCUUGUCGCCCAUGUGCCCUACGCCGCAGGGUUAAGGAAAAGUCGGCGGUAAAACGACAUAUUUAUUGCGCCGUCGAGCGUCCGCAGAAACAAAUCAAGGGUUUCUUUGAAGAGACUGUGCCAGGCUCGACUGCUGCUCCGACUAUCGCCACAUCCUCAUUUACCUUAAAGGAUUCACCUAGUCCCACUACAUUUGUAGGAAUAAUCCCUCGGGGUCAGAGUGAAGACAGUACCGAUGAGUCUUUCGAUCUCCUUAGUGUACACAGAAAUGGACAGGUGCGGAGGUUUACGUCGGACUUGAACACGCAGUUAUGGAAAAUCCAACACCAUGAAGUGGACAAUGAAGUUUGGGCGGCUUUCCUUGUUGAAUUUGACGAUGCUAGGAAAUCUCUGUUCAAAAAGAGACCCGAUCUCGCUGCAUUGGCUAUGGGGGGUAUAUCUGUGUCGCCUAUGAACGACCCGUCGGUGCUUUUAUUAGUUUCGCAUCCAGGCAGCAAGCAAGGCUCGGGCCCAUUGGCUUUGAACGACGUCAAGGUCCACAUUUUCUCUAUACCAGCUAAUUGCGACAAAACAGUUGGUAGUAUCGAUGACUACCAACGACUGCGCCACCUGCAUACUGUGCAGCUGCCUGAGAUUGACAAUCUAGGAAUUGAGCUCCAAGAACCACAAUGGACUUUCCACUCUGGAUCCGCAGGAUUGAGUUUAUCAUUUCAGAAAGGAUACAUCAAUUGUGAUCUGUCUCAAUAUUCGCCCUCAGUCACGUCGAAGUUUGUUCUCAAAGAUGAGAAUUUCUCUUCGAUUAUGCGUAUAUCGCCAUAUUCUGUCAUUGGAGCAGGAAACAGGCUCGUUGCCUUAUACGACACGCACUAUUCUUCAAUUCAGCGCAGUAUUUCUACCCGUGACUUGUCAACCAAUAAAUCAUCCAAAGAGAUUGAUACGAAGGCCGCCAUGACCUUUGUCGGGCAUUUUGCCAAGUUAGGGAUAGUUCUUGCUGUUAAGGGCAACGCACUUUUGGCCUUUGACCUCUCCUCCACUCAUACGAUACGUGGAACUUCGUUAAAACGUCAGCGAGACGGGCUGCUGAUAGAUGCGAUUGGGCGGGGUGUUGGCUCGUCGGCGUCAUGGAAUGCUGCCGCACCAGCAAAUUCGCUUGGUAUAACGAGCAGCAAGGAGAUUAAUAAGUGGAAUACCUUCGAACAUGAACUCGACAAGACAAUUAGAGCGACAGAUGCAGCCGCAUUUGACUCUGCAGUUGCAUCUUAUUUCGACGUUACCACGAAGAACUUAUCAUCCGUUACUCAGACCUCCGCAAACUCGGAAAAGAUACUGUUCAUUCUGUCUAAAAUAUUUACAGUGCAACAGCAAGAUAAGGAAAAUAUCGGGGACAAUUCGUCCACUCUGAAAGUCUCUCUAUGGCCACAGAAAACAUGUAAAUGGUUGAUAGAAUUGGGACUGCUGAACAUGGACCAUAUCGAGACUGCUGCUGGUCAAGCAAACAAACCACGCAUUCUGCCCCCAUUCCAAACCGGUGCCCUGGUGCAGGCUCUUGCAGAAUUUGAUCCGUCCAUGAAAACUCUUACCCUCAUACUCAAGGGCCCUGCUUCACUAAGUGCUGAAGACCUCACCCAUGCUCUGAAGGUCUUCAUUGAUCUGGCUCGGGUAAGCUCAGCUGUUUUAGACCAGCCAGCAAUGAUGACUAUAACGGGCACCGCCGACGUCGAUAUGGGGGUCGACGGGGACUCCUCUCAUCACAAAACGGGCAAUCAAACCGUAACAAAAGCCUCCACUACUGAGGCUUCUCUUCAAGAUGCAUUCAUCGGGCUAAACCUAACAUUGUCACAACUACACAGCUGCCCCAUGAACCGCAUCAUCUCCGCGCUACGCUCGACACUUUCCAACACCGACACCCUCGCAAUCGUGCACCAUCUCCGCGUCUCCCUCGCUACAGGAGGCUACACCGCUCGAUUCACCGAAAGCCCUCCAUUCCCUCUGGAAGCCAUCAAAGCCGCGCCUCCACUAUCCCUAGAUGCCAUCGCCACGCUGAUGAACGCCAGUGUAGAUGCCAUUGGACCAUCUGGAUGGAUUUCCGCGGUCGAAUUUGCCGGCGCCGCCGUGAACGAGCCUGAGAUGACCUCCCACAUGCAAUCCGAAGUCUCAGCCGCUCUGGACGGUGUCGAAGAAGCAGCGUAUAUGAAGGGCGUGCUAGGCGAGUUUAUUCGGUACGGCAAUCAACCAGCCGCAAAAAGGUCUUCGAAUUCACAAGCUCUAACAAAAGGAAACCGUACUGCUAACGCUGGUGUUAAACGUGAGUAUGACGCGUAUGGCAAACUAUGGGAAACAUACACCUUCCCCAAGGCCGGCGAGGAAGACGGUAGAAUGCUACCGUUGUCGCUCAAUGCAUCGCAGUCCGGAAUCAGCCGUACCAAAAGAGAGAAAAUUACUGGAGCAGUCGAGCAGAGAUCGGUCCGAGAGAUGGCCUAUCUUCAGCGACGAGCUGUUCCGGAGUACUCAGUUGUCAAGAUACACCUGUAA